AUGGCAGAAGUGAAGCUGGAGCAGACGGAGCUGUGUGUGGAGCCCCUCCACCUCAAAGAGGAGCCAGAGCUGUGCCUCAAGCAGGAGACAGAGCUGUGCCUCAAGCAGGAACCAUGGCUGUGUGUCAAACCGGAGGAGUUUCCUUUUCACAUUGUGACUGUAAAAACAGAAGAUGAUGAUGAUGAUGAAGAGGCGUCCUAUCGGCUUCCUUCUGAAGAAGGCGAGAAGCACAUGGACGGCUCUGACGACAACGCCUCUCCACUGCUCAGUCUGUGGGAGAGGGUGUAG
Molecule: messenger RNA, 288 nt
Organism: Knipowitschia caucasica
Lineage: Eukaryota; Metazoa; Chordata; Actinopteri; Gobiiformes; Gobiidae
Source: the annotation of a GenBank genome assembly